Lactuca sativa (garden lettuce) is the source of this 1138-nucleotide messenger RNA. Lineage: Eukaryota; Viridiplantae; Streptophyta; Magnoliopsida; Asterales; Asteraceae. The record is from RefSeq and is a predicted model, not a curated record.
ACGUCUACAUAUUCUUGAGGUAUUAUUCCCUUUGACUUUUCUUGAAGUUUUUAUAAUUCUAUAUAAUGUUUUUUAGGGUUUUGGUUCUUAAAUGAAUAAAGAAAACAAAUUUCCUGGGCGGGAAAGAAGCAGACAUACUUGCUGGUAAGAUGAGUAUGGUACAGUUGCAAGGGCGGGACCAGUUGCUGAUAGCACAAAAUGAAAUGCUCAAGGCGUUGAUUGCUAGUUCGGUUUCAAAAGGGAAUUAUAGAUCUGUGAAGGAUAUCACAUACUUCGUGUUGACUAUUGGUUUUGUGAUGGGUGUUACUUUGGCUGCAAUAUUGGGAGUUUCAUUUGGUUCCAUAGUCACACUGUUCACUAAGGACAUUGGAGUAUUGGCGAUUGCUAGAACCGGGGUUUUGUUUGUGAGUGCUAGUCAGCCUUUGAAUGCUUUUGCUUUUAUUGUUGAUGGUUUGCAUUAUGGAGUUUCAGACUUCCCGUAUGCUGCUUAUUCCAUGGUAUGCUUUUUUUUAGACAUGAAUAUAAAAUUACAUAUUUGCCCUUGGAUUAAUAUGUUUUCACUGUAGAUGCUUGUUGGGAUUUUAUCGUCUGUAAUUGCAACUUGUUAUGAGAUGGUAUUACCACAUUUUUCAUACUAAUACUAAUUACUAAGGCAGAUUUCAUUUGAAGUGUCUCUUGGAUUAAUAAUAGCACAAUGUUUAUCAGGCCAAAACCAUUGCAUUUUGCAAUAGUUGAUGAACUUGAUUAUGUCCUAAUUGAUGAGGGAAGAAACCCAUUGCUGAUAAGGGGUGAGGUAUGUCUUCUUACUUUGAGUGCUGUACGGAUAAAUGAUGUUUAAAAAAUAUUUGGGAAAGUAAACAAAAGGAACUAGUUACUUAACAACUUUGAUAUUUUGAUAUGCAUCUCAUUCUCAGGCUAGCAAGGAUGCUGCACGUAACACAGUUGCUGCUAAAGUAGCUGAGCUUCUCAUGUGUGGCCUCGUAUUUUACUUUUUUGCCCUUCUUUUUCCUUUUUGAUGUCUUGUUAUCCAUCUCCAUUGUAUGCGUAUCUCAUUGUUUGUUCCGCUACACAUCAUGUAAAUUUAUAUAUUGUAACAAAUAGAAUUGUAAGACAUUAAAUUUUAUGAAAUGGAUUAUAU